GGGGGGGGCACAUGCUUUAGUAAUAAGACCAGGAACUAAACAAGAUCUAGUAAUCGACAACAGCUUUCUCGCACCAAUUUCAAUCCCCUGGGGACUAAUUAGCUGAAUAUUCGAUCGGCGAAUAAAUAGGCAUCUACAUUUUUUCUUCUUAUUUUUGUCUUCGCACCUGUGUGUUGUUCCAUGAUAUGAAUUGCGGGGGUUGGACAAGAGUCAUCUUGAGUCAUACUGUCGUGAAAUAUAUCAAUCUAUCAUUUUUUUGCACCCUGAGGCGUUUAUGAUUAUAUAUACUGAGGGCCAGCACCCCGCUGAACGACAAGAGAGCUGCGAUAUCAAACAAUACAACAAUACCAAGUAGAAAACACUCCAAUACGCCAUCCUCAUACCAGGCCCAUACCCAAUAUUGGUUAUAAAUUUCUGCUGACGUAACCCGCCGUCCCUCCUCCUCUCGGAGACUCUUCAAAUCGAACGCCGCAUCUGAUGAACAUCUCUCAUCCUCUCCUCCUCAUCCCGCGAGCAUCGAGGGCCCCCAGCGAUAAACAACCUACGGCGCAGUGCCUAUAGCUGCAAUAACCCCAAGCCGAGUCUCCUCUGCUCCCCUCGUCGAAUCUAAGAACCACGACGAGACCAAGAAGAAAAAAAAGCGGGCAGAGAAAUUCAUUCCUAGUUAACUAGUUUGCCCCUCAUCGACCCCUCCCUCUUCUUCUUCCUCUCGACUCUGUACUCCACGUCACAAAACACUACCCGGCAAAAAAAAAACCAAAGCAUAAAGAAUUUUCUUUUUAUUUAAAAGAAUUCACAACCAAAAACAAACGACAACGAGAAAUACCACAUACAUCGUUACCUAGUUAUACUAUACUCCAUCCGUCUCCUCCCCGCACCCACACCCCGCCGCACCGAAUCGAAUCCUUCUACCGCACAACAGAAAAUUAACAAAAGAGAAGACAGAGAAAGAAGAAAAUACAUUUAUACGCUUUCCGGGAAAUAGAAUACAUAGAGAGGAAAAAGAAAAAAUCAUAAAUAGAACCAAAGGAAAUUAAGGAUCUGUUUGAAAUAAAUCAUGGCGGUUCGCGCUCGAUUUGAGAACUCGAAUGAGGUCGGUGUGUUCGCGACAUUGACGAAUUCAUACGCAUUGGUGGCGAUCGGCUCGUCAGAGAACUUUUACAGCAUUUUCGAAGCAGAGUUGCAAGAUGUCAUCCCGAUAUGUCAUGCUACCAUCGCCGGUACGAGGAUUGUUGGACGGUUAACAGCUGGUAACCGCAAAGGCCUUCUCGUCCCCACGUCGACCACAGAUCAAGAACUCCAACACCUGCGCAACUCCCUCCCAGACGCUGUCAAAAUCCAACGGAUAGAAGAGCGAUUAACAGCCCUCGGGAACGUGAUAUGUUGCAAUGACCACGUAGCCCUCGUCCAUCCCGAUCUAGAGCGGGAAACUGAAGAAAUCAUCGCCGACGUCCUCGGCGUCGAAGUCUUCCGCCAAACCAUCGCCGACAACGUCCUCACAGGCUCCUACAUGUCCCUCUCCAACCAAGGCGGCCUCGUCCACCCAAAAACCUCCAUCCAAGACCAAGACGAGCUCUCUUCGCUGCUGCAAGUGCCACUCGUUGCGGGCAGCGUGAACCGCGGCUCCCCCGUCGUUGGUGCCGGGAUGGUCGUCAACGACUGGCUGGCCGUGAUGGGCCUGGAUACGACGGCGACGGAGCUGAGCGUUGUGGAGAGUGUGUUUAAGUUGGGCGAAGGGGCGGCGCCCGGGGGUGGCGGGAAGAGUUCACUGGGGGCGUUUGGGAAUACGCAUAAAGAGAGUUUGGUGGAGAGUUUUUAUUGAGUUUUGUUUCGUUUUUCUGGAGGGAGGGAGGCUUGUGGCGGUUUCGCCCCGUUUUUAUGUCCACGCACGCAUUGUUUUUUCCCCCUGUAACUCUGGGUUUUUGAGAGGACUUUGUUAACUCGAGGAACUGAUAGAUUUGGAAUGGGUCUUUUUUUUUUUUUUUUUCUCUUCUUUACUUUUUCUUUCUAUUAUGGUUCCGCUUUUCAUGUGUCUCGUGUGCAAUGUAUACAUUCAUAGGCAUGGCCUGCUUCAGGCUGGAGGCGGGUUCUUGUAAAGUUGUAAAGGAAAGGAAAGGAAAGGAAAGGAAUUUAUUUCUAUUUCAUUUCCCUUCUUCCUGUCGUCCGUAGCAACCAACCGGCUCUGAGGCUGCUUGCUGUUGCUGUCACUUCUUCCGCUUCCGCUUCCUCUCUGCGGCAAGGAAUGCAUGUGCGACAUAUACAUUCCGCAUGGCGAGCGAUAUAUAUACACAUCUUGAUUUUUGGAAACAUAUUUUUAUUGAUUUGUAAUAUCAGCGUGGGAAAAUUUACAGUGUGAUUGUUUCUUGGUAUUAUUUCCUUCGCGGAGCGCUGGUUCAAAGAUACACAAUAAGUUACAUAACUAUACUAAAAGUAGAAGGAAGGACUAAGAAACACAACGUGUGCAUUUGAUUCUCUGAAAUUUACGGUUUGGACGGAAGGUGAGAUAGGGGUUCUACUUUGCUGUUAUCAAUGGCUUGUGGAUUUGGAUUAGAUCUUGAA
Molecule: messenger RNA, 2559 nt
Organism: Blastomyces gilchristii SLH14081
Lineage: Eukaryota; Fungi; Ascomycota; Eurotiomycetes; Onygenales; Ajellomycetaceae
Product: eukaryotic translation initiation factor 6
Exons: 6
Coding region: 1058-1822 (254 amino acids)
Biological process (GO): cytosolic ribosome assembly; ribosomal subunit export from nucleus; assembly of large subunit precursor of preribosome
Cellular component (GO): cytosol; nucleolus; preribosome, large subunit precursor
Molecular function (GO): ribosomal large subunit binding
Source: RefSeq, a predicted model, not a curated record